Molecule: messenger RNA, 3470 nt
Organism: Trichosurus vulpecula (common brushtail)
Lineage: Eukaryota; Metazoa; Chordata; Mammalia; Diprotodontia; Phalangeridae
Gene: DAGLB
Product: diacylglycerol lipase beta
Exons: 15
Coding region: 130-2139 (669 amino acids)
Biological process (GO): lipid metabolic process
Source: RefSeq, a predicted model, not a curated record
CUUCCGGGCUUGGGGGUGUGUGCUUGUCGUCUCGCGCAGGAAGCGCGGGGAGACUGGCGGGCUGGGAGGGGCGGGCGACUGCGGUGGUUGUUGGGUGGGGAGCCGGGCGGCCCACAACGUUCUCCCACGAUGCCGGGGAUGGUGUUGUUCGGACGGCGCUGGGCCAUAGCCAGCGACGACCUGGUCUUCCCUGGCGCCUUCGAGCUCUUCCUUCGGGUGGCCUGGUGGAUUGGAAUCCUUGUUUUGUAUCUUAAACAGAAAGGAAAGCUUAAUUGUGUUGGGGGAGCUUUGUUGAACAGCUAUCUGAUUGUACUCAUUAUUCUUCUGGCUGUUAUCAUAUGUGUUAUAUCAGCAGUUGUGUAUGUCAGCAUGAAAGGAACCAUUUGUAAUCCUGGACCACGGAAGUCUAUGCCCAAGCUGGUUUAUAUUCGUCUAGCACUGUUUUUGCCGGAGAUGGUCUGGGCUUCUCUGGGGGUAGCUUGGAUAGCAGACAGUGGUGUUCACUGUGAUAAGACAGUUGUGAAUGCCAUAAUUGCAACAGUCAUUGUCAGUUGGAUAAUCAUCGCUUCUACUGUGGUUACCGUUAUUAUUGUCUUUGAUCCUUUGGGAGGGAAGAUGCCUCCUUAUUCUACUUCCAGUACAGAACCACUGGAUACCAAUGAUUCAAGUCAGCUAUUGAAUGGCCUUAAGACAGCAGCAAGAAGUGUGUGGGAAACCAGGAUCAAGUUAAUGUGCUGUUGCAUUGGGAAAGAUGACCACACUCGAGUUGCUUUUUCCAGUACGGCAGAGCUUUUCUCAACCUACUUUUCAGACACAGAUCUUGUACCUAGCGAUAUAGCUGCAGGUCUAACUCUUCUCCAUCAGCAGCAGGAUAAGAAAAGAAAGGAUCUUGAAGAAGUUGUAAGCCAUUCCCUAGUGGCCUCCCAGGAAUCCGAUUUGGAUGCAGAAUUGGAAAACUGUCACCAUUAUGUGCAGUUUGCAGCAGCUGCUUAUGGGUGGCCUCUCUAUAUUUAUACAAAUCCAUUUACAGGUUUCUGUAGGAUUGGUGGUGAUUGUUGCAGAAACAGAACAGCAGAAUAUGAAUUUAUUGGAGGUGAUCAUCUCAAUUGUCAUUUUGGAUCCAUCCUGCAGACAACUGGACUACAGUACAGGGACUUCAUUCACAUCAGCUUUCAUGAUAAGGUGUUUGAGCUUCCUUUUUUAGUUGCUUUGGAUCAUAGGAAAGAAACUAUUGUGGUAGCUGUAAGAGGAACCAUGUCUCUUCAGGAUAUCCUCACUGAUCUGUCAGCUGAGAGUGAGAGCCUGAAUUUAGAAUGUGAGGUGCAAGAUUGUUUUGCACAUAAGGGGAUUUCUCAGGCUGCCAAAUAUGUUUACCAAAGAUUGAUCAACGAUGGAAUUUUGAGUCAAGCAUUCAGCAUUGCCCCUGAAUACCAGCUUGUUGUAGUAGGUCACAGCUUGGGGGCAGGAGCAGCUUCUUUAUUAGCCAUCAUGCUCAAAAAUUCCUAUCCAGAAGUCAAAUGUUACGCCUUUUCUCCCCCCAGGGGGCUGCUAAGCAAAUCCCUUUCUGAAUAUUCCAAAAGCUUUAUUGUAUCACUUGUUCUUGGAAAGGAUGUUAUCCCAAGGUUAAGUGUGACCAACUUGGAAGAUUUAAAGAGAAGAAUACUGAGAGUGAUAGCUCAUUGUAAUAAGCCUAAGUAUAAGAUCCUGUUGCAUGGAUGUUGGUAUGAACUGUUUGGAGGGGAUCCAGAUAACUUCCCAACAGAGUUGGAAGGGGGAAACCAGUUAGACCUGACUCAGCCUCUGCUGGGAGAGCAAAGUCUGUUGAUACAUGGGUCACCUUCAUACAAUGUUUUUGAUGAAUCUCCUAGAGAAUCCCCAACUAGAUAUCCUCAUCUGUAUCCUCCUGGAAGAAUUAUUCACCUUGUUGAGGAUGACAGUUCAGGGAGGUCUUGUUGCUGUUCUACUUCCCGAUAUAAUGCAAAGUGGGCAACUGAAGCAGAAUUCAGCAAAAUUCUUAUAGGCCCUAAAAUGUUAACGGAUCAUAUGCCAGACAUCCUCAUUAGAGCCCUAGAUAGUGUAGUCUCUGAGAGAGCAACUUGUAUUUCUUGUCCAACACAAGGAGACUUUAAUGUAGCAUAACCAUAGCUAUUGGAAAACAACAGUAUUUUUCAUCAUAUUUUGGAUACUCCAGGGACAAUUGACUGAUUUGUAUUUGAAUAAUUUAUGAAGAAAUUAGAGAUUGGGUGUUCAUUACAGUUACCUUGGAUUUUGAAAGUACUCUUUGAGGAAACCUCUGUAUGAAGAAGAGUGAAUGAAUGAACUUUAAUGACAUUUUUAACAGAAUCAGGUAUAAGAGGAGAAAGCACUGGGAGUCAGAUAAGAAACUAAGCACCUCUAGACAUGAAAGUAAUCUUAGAAGAACCUAUAGGAAAUUAUUUUUGGAGACUUAAAGAAGGAUGUGGCCACUUUCUCUGUGAGCCAUGGAAUAAAUUGCUUCACUCCAAUAGCCAGCUUAGAAGGGGCUCAUUAUAGUUGUGGCUGAAAUUUAGUGCAAAAAGAGAGGUUGGUAUCCUUAUUAUUGUAUCUAACAGCCAUAUCUUAAGUCAUGAAAUUUAACUGCAGGGAUUAAUUACCUCAGAUACAGCCCUAACAGGGCCUGUACUGUCUCAGAAGUUUAAAUUUAUUUGAUCCCCUUUUUCCCCAGGCUUCCAAAUCUGUUAUACAUUUUUUAAUCAUGGAUUUUCCUAACUCCAUCAAGCCCAAAUAUAUUUAGCCAUUAAAAAGACAAAAAGAAAUCUUCAUAGAGAUGUGUUAAAAGUUUCAAUAAAAUACUUAAUAGCCAUGUGACCCUGGCCAAGUCACUUAGCCCUAAUUGCCUUGCCAAAAAAAAAGUUUCUAUAAAAAGAUUAUCCUCAGGGAGAGGUGAGGCAAAAUACUAUCAGUAACUCCUUAGGUAGAUAUUGAACUCUCUUUGUAGAGAACUCUUGCUGAGAAUCCUUUUGGUAAGUCCCCCUUACCACAGACUUCUGCUGAAGUAGAACUCCCACCCUAAAGCUAUGGGAGAGCAGGACGGGAGUAGGGCAGGGAAUGCUCCUCCCUCAGUGUGAACUUGCUGACCGAAGCCAUCUUUAGGAGCCUUUUCUACAUUAUUUGGACUUGCUUUUCACUUUUAGGGCUCCUUGCCAAUAUCAACAGAAUUGAUAUUUGUAAAUCUUUCACUUAAAAUUCUUUCAUAGUCAACUGAUGUAUCUUUUCUCCCCCCUCUUUGGGGGCCAAGGAUCAUAAAAAACAAAAACAAAGCACUUAUACAUAUUACUACAGUAGUCACACAGUGAUGCACUUUUCUAUGGAAUUUGUUUCCAAGAAGUUAGAACUAAUGUUUUACUCUGUGAUCAAAAAGCAACUAUGUUUUGCAUGUGUUUAUACUGUGCUAUUGUAAAUAGAAAUAAAGUCUUAAGAAUUUUUGUGAA